Molecule: messenger RNA, 978 nt
Organism: Neurospora tetrasperma FGSC 2508
Lineage: Eukaryota; Fungi; Ascomycota; Sordariomycetes; Sordariales; Sordariaceae
Exons: 4
Coding region: 1-978 (325 amino acids)
Source: RefSeq, a predicted model, not a curated record
AUGGCACCCAGCUACAACUCAAAGACGAACCCCAACGGCUACAAGUCGAUGGGAAGACGGCCCACCAAUUUCAAGAAGAACCUCUUUGUAUCUCCUGAGGAGCAGGCCGCAGUCGACGAGUUCCACGCCUUUUAUGCGAAGUUGGACAUGGAGGAAAAGAACAACAGGAAGUCGCCUUACCAACCAGCCGACCAUGACACGCCCAGGGCAAAGAUGGAGAAUCCGCUCCCUCCUGGAGCCAAGGGCCUAGCUUCCUCACGUUGGGCUAAGAAAGAGGACGACAUCAAGCCGUUGCCCACCCCACAAGCAGCGAGUCAUCACAUGGAAGAAGACAAAAAGCCGCUGCUUCUCAAUAACACCAAGGGGCCUGCUCAUUCUCGCUUUGCCAAGAAGAAAGGGUAUAACUCAAUCUCGCCCGAGGAGCAAGCCGCAGUGGAUGACUUCCAUGCCUUCUAUGCGAAAUUGGACUUAGAGGAAAAGAACAACAAGAAAUCGCCUUACCAACCAGCCGAUCAUGACACACCCAAGGCAAAGAUGGAGAACCCGCUUCCUCCCGGAGCUAAGGGGCUAGCCUCCUCACGUUGGGCUAAGAAGGAGGAAGAGGACCCGAAGCCGCAGUUUCCUGAGGCAACCAAGGACCCGAAGCCGCAGUUUCCUGAGGCAACCAAGGGGCUUGCUAAUUCUCGAUUUCCCAAGAAGCCUUCCGGUAAGAGGAACGGAAAGGUUACUUACACCAAGAAGUGGAAGUUCACUCCCGAGGAGGACGCCGCCGUGAAGGCGUUCUUUGCUGAAUCAUCGGAGGACGAAGAGCAGAAGGGAAAUGGUGAAUCUGUUUACCGACCAGCCGAUCACGACACACCCAAGGCAAAGAUGGAGAACCCGCUCCCUCCCGGAGCUAAGGGGCUAGGCUCCUCACGCUGGGCUAGGAAGGAAGAUACAUUUUUCCCCCCUUCGACGACAUCGAACUCAAGUGCCUGA